AUGACCUGUCUGUUUUCAUGUUCUUCUUUAAUUUUGCAGAUAUGUAAGGAGGAAAAAGUUUCAGGACAGUUGAAGCUACCAGUAGGUAAUGCUAUGGAACGUGCGGCAAAGUACACUGGUGUAUCUGAGCGCACCCUUUACAGGAUACAAAAAGAAGAGCCGACACAGCAACGCAAAACAAGAACAGACAAAGUAACCAUUGACGACUUUGACCGAGCUGUCGUCCGACGCACAGUGCACGAAUUCCUAGUUUACCGGAAGCAAUUACCAACUAUAAAAAGUUUGAGAAAAUCAUUGAAAGAGAAGAUUGGCUACAUAGGAGGAAAGGAACAUCUCCGCAGAACAUUGCAUGAAUUGGGUUUCAGAUGGAGAAAAACGACAAACAACAGAAGACUAUUAAUGGAAAGGACCGACAUAGUUUUGGCUAGAAUAAACUUCCUGAAGAAGAUCAAGAAAUUCCGAGAAGAUGGGAGGACGAUUGUAUAUACCGAUGAGACUUUUGUCCAUUCAAGCCAUACAUUUCACAGAUCAUGGCAGUCCGAUGAUGUUGGACUCCGCGUUCCUUUCAGUAAAGGGCAGCGGAUGAUAAUAGUUCACGCUGGGACUGAGACUGGUUUCGUCAAGGGUGCCGAACUAGUUUUCAAGUCGCAAUCGCACACAGGCGAUUAUCAUGACGAAAUGAACAGUACCAAUUUUAUGAAAUGGCUACAAGAAAAAUUACUACCAAACCUGCCUCAGAGAUCUGUGCUGAUCGUUGACAACGCACCUUAUCACAAUAUUCAAACAGAUAAAUGCCCAACAACUGCAACACGCAAGAGCGACAUUCAAGGUUGGUUGAGACGGCACAACAUCGACUUUGACGAGAAGCUGUUGAAGGCGGAACUCCUUGACCUUUGCAAAAGGAACAAACCAUCACCAGAAUACUUGUUAGAUAGGAUAUUAAAGGAACAUGGUCAUGACUGCUUACGACUUCCGGCCUACCAUGCUGAUCUCAAUGCUAUCGAAUUUGUGUGGGCACAGCUAAAAGGAAUCAUUGGCAGACAUAACGUUACCUUCAGGACGUCGGACUUGGAGCAACACAUUUACGAUGCCAUCUCCACUAUAACCGAUGAGGAUUGGCAGUCAUGUUGUACUCAUGUGCAGAAAGUAGAACAGGAAUAUUGGAAAUCUGACAUUGCUGUAGCAGAGGACAUGGAUGGUAUAGUUAUUGAAGUUUGUUCUAGCGACGAGGACACAGACACUGCAUCUGAAGGAUAUGCAUCAGACACAGAUACUGCGGAUGAAGAUGAAGAUAACAUUUUGUUCAAUUGA
Molecule: messenger RNA, 1311 nt
Organism: Mercenaria mercenaria
Lineage: Eukaryota; Metazoa; Mollusca; Bivalvia; Venerida; Veneridae
Exons: 1
Coding region: 1-1311 (436 amino acids)
Molecular function (GO): nucleic acid binding
Source: RefSeq, a predicted model, not a curated record